AGCAGCCCACCCCUCUUUGCAGUAUGCAUGCUGGCUUGGGAUUUUGCGGAGCUCCCACGUCCCAGCAGCAGCGCACCUCGGCGGCCAGAGAACAUCCACACAAGAGUCGAGGAUAAUACAUUUGGAUGUGGCAGGAGGACCAAGGGCGGAAAAGCUGGCGUGACCGGGGGAAUAGUUUGCCAUUAUUGUUAUUAUUAUUUUUAUUAUUAUUAUUAUUAUUAUUAUUAUUAUUAAUAUUACUAUUACAGGAGUACAGGGUGCCGCUCUUCUCUGAACGUGGACAAUCAUGCUUGUGCUCUUUUGGGGCUUGGGGUUCCUGUUAUUCCCUGAUUUAUUGAAUGUAGACGCAACCACGGGGACAUUACUCCUGAAGUCAAGCACAGUAAAAGAGGAGAUCGGCGCCUAUGAGAUUGUAACGCCGGUGCGAGUGGACGAAGCCGGUGAAAAGUUUCCAAGCAGCGUGCACUUCAAGAGGAAACGACGAAGCUUGGACGAGAAUAACACUACGGAGCACUGGACCUCUCCAAAUAUUCACUACAGGAUUUCUGCUUUUGGACAAAACUAUCACCUCAACCUUACGCUGGACUCGGGAUUUAUCGCCCCCCUGUACACUGUGACAAUACUUGGAGUACCCAGAGGAGAUAACAUAACGGGUUUGGCAACAGACGAGGAUGAGGAUGAGGACACCGAAUUAAGACACUGCUUCUAUAAAGGACAAGUAAAUGCGCAAGCAGAGCACGCCGCAGUCAUCAGUUUGUGCUCAGGAUUGCUUGGUACCUUCAGGUCUCCAGAAGGGGAGUAUUUUGUUGAGCCCCUUCAAAGCUAUCAAGGAGAACAUUAUGAAGAGGAACACACAAAACCUCAUAUUGUGUACAGGAAGAGUGCACCCGAGAAACAGAAAUCUGGGGGGAGCGCAGCUUGUGACACUUCAGGACAUAAACACAGACACAUGAGGCAUAAGCUGAGCAGGAAGCCAACAGCUGGGGUGACCUCAGACAAAGCACCCGUUCCCAGCGCUAGCAUAUUAAAUGAUGUGGAGUCACUAAGUGCCCGUCUGACCAAUGAUGCCUUGCUCAGAUCACAAAGCAGCAGUGUUGGCGCAAAUGACAGCAGCAUCAGCAGUGACUCAAGACCUCACAAGCGAUCAAAGCGCUUCCUCUCCUACCCGCGCUUCGUUGAAGUCAUGCUGGUGGCCGACAGCAAGAUGGUGGACCAUCACAGCAGCAACCUGCAGCACUACAUCCUCACGUUAAUGUCCAUUGUGUCUUCCAUCUAUAAGGACCCCAGCAUUGGAAAUCUGAUUAACAUUGUCAUUGUCAAGUUGGUCAUAAUCAACAACGAGCUUAAUGGUCCUCAGGUUUCCUUCAACGCACAGACCACUUUGAAGAACUUCUGCAUUUGGCAGCAGAGUCAGAAUGUCCUGGAUGAUAACCACCACUCGCACCAUGACACGGCCAUCCUCAUCACGAGGCAAGACAUUUGCAGAGCGAGGGAUAAAUGUGACACCUUGGGACUGGCAGAGUUGGGUACCGUGUGCGAUCCAUACAGGAGCUGUAGCAUCAGCGAGGACAACGGCCUCAGCACAGCGUUCACCAUCGCCCAUGAACUGGGUCACGUGUUCAACAUGCCUCAUGAUGACAGCAACAAAUGUAAAGAGGAUGGUGUCAAGAUUCAGCAGCACGUGAUGGCUCCCACCCUGAACUACAACACAAACCCUUGGAUGUGGUCCAAGUGUAGCAGGAAGUACAUCACAGAGUUCCUCGACACAGGCUAUGGUGAGUGCUUGCUCGACGAACCCCUUUCUAGGCCAUACAGUCUUUCGCAGCAGCUGCCUGGACGGAUAUACGAUGUCAAUAAACAGUGUGAAUUGAUAUUUGGGCCGGGAACACAGGUGUGCCCUUAUAUGACCCAAUGUCGGAGGUUGUGGUGUACCAGCCCAGAGGGUGCCCAGCGGGGCUGCAGGACACAGCACAUGCCGUGGGCUGACGGCACUGACUGCUCUCCUGGAAAGCACUGCAAACACGGCCUGUGCAUAGCCAAAGAGCACGACUCCGCACCUGUGGAGGGGGCAUGGGGAGUUUGGAGUCCUUUCGGUACCUGUUCUCGGACAUGUGGCGGGGGCAUCAAGAUGGCAGUGCGCGAAUGCAACCGACCCGUGCCCAGGAAUGGAGGGAUGUACUGUGUUGGUCGCCGAAUGAAAUUCCGUUCCUGUAACUCUGAGCCGUGCUCCAAACAGAAGAAGGAUUUCAGGGAGGAGCAGUGCGCCGCUUUCGAUGGCAGACAUUUCAACAUCAACGGUCUACCUCCUAACGUUCGCUGGGUGCCCAAAUACAGCGGAAUCCUGAUGAAGGACAGGUGUAAACUGUUCUGCAGGGUAGCAGGCAGCACGGCCUACUAUCAGCUCAGGGACCGGGUUACUGACGGCACGCCAUGUGGACCUGAUACCAAUGACAUCUGCGUCCAAGGCUUGUGCAGACAAGCCGGCUGUGACCAUGUACUGAACUCCAAAGCCAGAAGGGAUAAGUGCGGUGUGUGCGGAGGUGACAACUCUUCCUGCAAAACUGUGGCAGGCACCUUCAACAUUGUACGCUAUGGCUACAAUGAAGUAGUGCGGAUACCUAGUGGUGCUACAAACGUAGAUGUGCGUCAACACAGCUACUCAGGGAAACCAGAGGAUGACAACUACCUCGCCAUAUCAAACAACCGUGGAGAGUUCCUGCUUAAUGGAGAGUUUGUGGUCAGCAUGUUCAAAAGGGAAAUUAAAGUAGGAAACGCUGUCAUUGAGUACAGUGGCUCUGACCAUGUUAUUGAGAGGAUCAAUUGUACUGAGCGCAUCGAAGAGGAGAUCAUCGUCCAGGUGCUGUCUGUGGGGAACCUUUACAACCCAGAUGUCAGGUACUCCUUCAACAUCCCCAUAGAGGAUAAGCCUCAGCAGUUCCUCUGGGAUGCUUAUGGUCCGUGGCAGGAGUGCAGCCGUCUGUGCCAAGGUGAGAAGAAGAGGAAGGUUCUUUGUAGCAGAGAGUCAGACCGCGUAGUGGUGUCAGACCAGAGAUGCCAUGGCGUACCGAGACCUGCCAUCAUCUCUGAGCCCUGCAACACAGAAUGUGAGCUGAGGUGGCAUGUUGCCCGAAAGAGUGAGUGCACAGCUCAGUGUGGUCUGGGAUAUCGCACCCUGGACAUAUUCUGUGCCAAAAUCAGCCGUACAGAUGGAAAGACGCAGAAAAUCGAUGAUCGCUACUGUAGUGGUCAGCGCAAACCUGAUGACAAAGAAGGUUGCCAUGGAGAUUGUAAUUCUGGAGGCUGGGAGUACUCACCCUGGUCAGAGUGCUCAAAGAGUUGUGGUGGGGGCACCCGCCGAAGAGGGGCAGUGUGUCGAAAGGCAGCAGAGCCUGAGACCGAUGAGAGCAAAUGUAGUCAAAGGGACAAGCUGGCCGUCCAGCCCUGCAAUGAAUUCCUCUGUCCACAAUGGAAGACUGGCGACUGGUCCGAGUGCCUUGUCACGUGCGGGAAAGGCUAUAAGCACCGCCAGACGUGGUGUCAGUUUGGGGAGGACCGUCUAGAUGACCGCUUCUGUGGUUCGUCCAAACCUGAGUCGGUCCAGACGUGUCAGCAGCAGGAGUGUGCCUCUUGGCAGGUUGGCCCCUGGGGACAGUGCACUACCUCGUGCGGGCUUGGGUACCAGAUGCGAGCUGUGAAGUGUGUUGUUGGGUCCUAUGGUGCUGUCAUGGAAGACACUGAAUGUAAUGCUGCCACCCGACCCACUGAUGCCCAGGACUGUGAAUUGUCCCAGUGUCCAAACAGUCAUCCUGUUCCACCAGGGCCCAAAGUCCCUUCUCAUCAGGGACAUAAAACCCAGUGGCGGUUUGGUUCCUGGACCCAGUGCAGCGCCAGCUGUGGUAAAGGGACGCGGAUGCGUUAUGUGAGUUGCCGUGACAACCACGGUGGUGUGGCAGAGGACUCGGCAUGUGCCCAUCUCCCAAAACCUCCUGCCCGAGAAGUGUGUUCUGUUGUAGCCUGUGGACAGUGGAAAGUGUUGGAAUGGACAAUGUGUUCAGUAACCUGUGGUCAGGGGAAGACCACACGCCAGGUGGUCUGUGUCAACUUCAGUGACCAAGAGGUGAAUGCUAGCGAGUGUGACCCUGACGAUCGGCCAAGCACGGAGCAGGACUGCGCCAUGUCUCAAUGCCCGUCCCACGCCAGUGAUCCCAAACCUUUCCCAUCCUCGCCAAACAGCAGUGCCAGGAACGUCAUUCCCCAAAGCCAAUCCCACCAAUGGCGGACUGGACCCUGGGGCGCGUGCUCCAGCACAUGUGCAGGAGGCUUUCAGCGGCGAGUCGUUGUGUGCCAGGAUGAGAACGGCUACCCUGCCAACAGCUGUGAGGAUCGCACCCGGCCCAGUGAGCAGCGAUCCUGUGAGUCGGGGCCAUGUCCGCAGUGGAUCUAUGGCAACUGGGGAGAGUGCACCAAGCCAUGCGGAGGUGGGAUAAAGACGAGGCUGGUUGUAUGUCAACGUCCAAAUGGUGAGCGUUUCAGUGAUCUGAGCUGCGAGAUCCACGAUAAGCCACCGGAUCGGGAGCAGUGCAAUACUCAGCCGUGCCAUUCUAGCCCCCACUGGAGUACAGACCCAUGGAGCUCGUGCUCAGCCUCCUGCGGAAGAGGCUUCAAGUCCCGCAAGGUGCGCUGCGUAACCAGCUCGGGCCGCUCUGUCGAAGAAGAGAACUGUCAGCACUUGACCCCCAAACCCAGCAAGCAAACGCGCUGCCGAGGUGGCCGAUGUCCCAAGUGGAAGACUGGCAGCUGGGAGGAGUGCUCAGCAUCCUGCGGCGAUGGCAUCCAGCGGCGGGAAGUCACCUGCCAGGCUGGAGCCAGAAGGAGCCCACUGGAGACCGACUGCCCGGAGCGCUCCCGUCCGCCAUCCAGCCGGAGCUGCCGUGUCGCUGAGUGUCCCGCGCGGUUUCGAUGGCAAGAGGGAGACUGGCAGGCGUGCAGUAAAUCAUGUGCAUCAGGCCACAGGAGACGUGCUUUACAAUGUGUGGACGACCACCACCAAGAGGUCCAUGAAAUGUACUGUGUGAACCAAAUCAGACCACCUGACAUAGAAAGCUGCAAUACCCACGGCUGUGAAUUCAUCUGGAUCACAGGGGAAUGGACCGAGUGCUCAGCCAGCUGUGGACCGGGCUACCGCCAGCGUCUGAUCUCCUGCAGCGAAGUGCAUGUGGAGAAUGACAACUAUGAGUAUGGUCAUCAGUCUCUGUCCAACUGCCCAGGGACCCCCCCUGAGAGGUAUAUGCCUUGUAAUCUGGCGCCAUGCCCACCUCUGCAGGAGUGGAGGGUUGGAACCUGGGGACCAUGUUCAGUGAGCUGUGGCGAUGGAGUGAUGGAAAGGAUGGUGCAGUGUGUGACAGCAGAUGGCCAGCAACGCAAUAGAUGCUCCCUUGAUGUCAUGCCAGAAGCCAGAAAAGCCUGCAGAAGCCGGAGCUGCCAUUUGCCUUCCAGCUGCCAAGACGUCCAGAGCAUGAAUCUUCCAGAUGGUGAACACUUACUGAAUAUUCAAGGACGUACUCUCAAGGUCUACUGUGCAGGAAUGCAGACAGAGAAUCCACAGGAGUAUAUCACCUUGACAACAGGAGAAGAAGACAAUUUUUCAGAGAUCUUCGGCUUCAGGCUCAAUGACCCCACCCAGUGUCCAGCCAACGGGUCCAGAAGAGAAGACUGUGACUGUCGGAGAGACUACUCUGCUGCGGGCCUCACCACCUUCUCCAAAGUGCGCCUGGAUGUGAGCAAAAUGAACAUCAUCACUACAGAUUGGCAAUUUGCAUUGACUCACGAAGGCAACACAGUUCCAUUUGGCACAGCAGGAGACUGCUACAGCGCCUCCCAAUGUCCACAGGGCCGUUUCAGCAUCAACCUCUCGGGAACAGGUUUUAAGGUGGCUCCAGACACCUCAUGGACCUCCCAGGGCAAUUAUGUGGUGUCUGAUGUGAGGAAAUCAAAGGAUGGCAGCAGAGUGUCGGGAACGUGUGGAGGCUACUGUGGUAAAUGUACUCUGUCCUCUGGGUCCAGUCUUCAUGUUACAGUGACCUAGAUCCUUUUCAACGGGAUAUAGUAGCAUGGGGUGCUGUCUUGACGUCACCAGAACAUAAACUACUCCAUCAUCACUUAGAACCCGUGACUGCCCUUGUGCUGCAGUUAUGUGUCUUUCCCUCAGCUGCUUGCGACUGUUUGUCAGUCAGGUGCUCGUAGUGUCAAGACAUCCCUCCACCUUGGUGCUACAACCAACGCACACUUCCGAUCCAUCCAUCACAUGACCUUUUUUUUUUUACCUUGUGUAAAUGACAUUGGUGUAAUUACUGUAAAUAGGAAUAUGUGCCGUAUAUGUCUUAUUUAUUGUAUUCUUAUUUUUAUAAUUGUAAUUGCGACUUAGAUUAAUCAGUAAAUGCCACAUGGUGUCACAUUGCAUUAUAAUUCACUUUUGCCAGUGAGUGCCUUUCGUUUUGGAUGAUUACAUUUUUGAUACCCCCACCCUAUGCAUGUUCGCUCCAGCCAAUACGUAAACAGGCUGUUGCCUAUAUACUGUAGAGCUAAGUGUAAUUUUAAUUUGCAAAAUGUGCUUUCUUAACACCAAGUACAACGCCGAUCUCGCAGCUGCUAAACAUUUUGAAUAUGACUUUAAUGGAUGUUGAAAUUGCCCACUUAGAGCAAAAGUGGACAGCGGUUAUGCGUGUGCAGCUGUUAGGGAGUUGCAGCAAAACAGUUGCUUUUAUUUAUAUGGAAUUAAAGCCUCAAUUCAUAUACGCUGCCAUAAACUAUGGAGUGCACCUUUAACAGUUUCUUGGGACACUUUCUAGACUUUUUUUUUUUGUCCAUUCAACAAGUCAGAGGACACUGUUGUUGAAUGAGGGAGUCCAUCCCAAAGAUGUUUGAUGGGUUUGAGGUCAGGGCUCUCAAGUUCUUCCAUAGCAAACUACUGUAAGCAUUGUUUGCUUUGUGCACAAGGGCAUUGUCGUGCUGGAACAGGAAGCAACUUUCCCAAACCGUUCCCACAAAGUAAGCAUACAAUUAUCCAAAAUGUCUACAUUGAUUCAUUACUUAGUAGCCUUUUCUGUCAAGUAGGCAUCAAGUAUGAUAUGGAUUCUGAUCGUAUGUACACAAGAAGUGAGCUGCAUAAGCACACACCGAAACAAGAGGGGUAGAUUGGAAGUCGCAAAAAACUUUCAGACGUGAGUGCGCAACAAAUUCCUCUGCACUCUGGCAAGACUGGCAUCAGCAUCAGGCAGCGUGACGAAGCAAAGCCAUGACCCUAGAGAAAGGAGACUAGCAGAAAGCAGGUUAUCUUAUCUGGAGUAGCUUGAAAGAAUCCUGAAAGAGAGAUUUCACCUCAGGCCCAUAAAACUCCAGAAGAUACCCAGCAGAUGUUCUCCACAGGUCCCCAGAGAGACCUCACAAGUAGAACAAGCUGUGUGAGAUCUGUACACGGGAAUUUUCUUAACUGUUACCUUCUGUACUUUCCCAUACGGUGGACCCUUGAUUAGCGUCAUUAAUUUGUUCCAGAAGAUUUUACAAUAAUAGUUUUACAUGCAAUAAACAAUUUAAAAUGCAUAUAAAUACAUAUAAAUAAUGAAUGAAAGGGAUAAAUAAACAUUUAGGCUUGUUUUACCUUCACUGAAGACAUUAUUCUUGAUGUGACUGUUCCCAAAGACACUAUGUGGCAACAAGACACCACCUUCCUGUUUUGCCAUGAGCUAUUUCUUGAAUUCAAUAGUGUUUCUCACCUCAAUAACACAAAAUGGAGCCACAGAAAGUUUCACGUGCCAGCAUUUUGAUAAAGAUGGUGAAAAACACUCUUAGGAAAAUGCUGUCCAUGUGUCUCACUGCCACAUGGUGUCUAUGGGAACGCUCACAUCAAGACUCGUGUUUUCAAUGACGGUAAAAGUAACCUUAAAUGUUAAUUUAUCUCUUUCAUUCAUCAUUUGUACGCAUUUAGAAUUGCUUUAUGGAUGGAAAACUAUACAAACGUGUUUCAUGUUACCUUUUUUGAGAGUCAACCGCUGAUGACAUCAUAGAUGAUCUACGUAGCUGACUUCUGGUUGCCAUUUUGUAAUGUAGCAAGCUAGCUUGAAGCUAUGGAUGUUUUGUGAUAAAAAUACAUUAACACAGUUGGGUUCCGGCAGCGUAUUAAUAACACGACAAGACGCGUGCCAUAUUGUGCGUGAACCGGGAAAUGUAUGCAAACCGAGUGUCGAUUUUUUACGUUAACCGAGGUUCCGAUAUACCCUUUUUUUAUUGACUAGUACGUACCAGCGUGUUUCUGUUCCUGCUUAUCACAUCUAACUUGUCUUAUUGUUCAUGAACAUAUCAGGGUACAUAGUUAUGUUUGUAUUCUUAUUUUUCUUUACCUCUCAUUUCUCCGUAAUCCAUAAAGGGAAAAUAAAGUACAAAGGUAGCAUCGCACGGAAGCCUUUACAGACGGUGCUGUGGCAGUGCCUCCUUUUGUAUGUGCACACAUUGCACAAAGGACUUUUAGCUGUUGUAACAUUCAACUGUGCAAGUCUGCCAUCAUUUGUAAGGACAUGGACCAGAAACAUUUUGGCGCACCUUACGACUGCACUUCUCAUUGUCAACAUGUACUUCAGUCCAGCAGGAUCUCAGGUGACAUAAAUGAAGGGAUUAUUGUGAUAUUUAUCUUAUUAUGCAUUUUGCAACAUGUUAAUCAUGGAACUGUAAAUGUAUCAUUGCAGUUGAAUAGUAUAUAGUGUAAUAUAAGCUUUAUUUGAAAUGGAAAUAUUUAUUUUACCUUGUCUUGUGAAUGUAUAUAGCCUCUGACCACAAGUGCUUAUGAAUUUCACUGCAUAAACAGAUUUAUUAUCAGGCUUUAAUG
Dunckerocampus dactyliophorus (ringed pipefish) is the source of this 8878-nucleotide messenger RNA. Its product is annotated as A disintegrin and metalloproteinase with thrombospondin motifs 9-like. Gene Ontology annotation, biological process: proteolysis; extracellular matrix organization. The record is from RefSeq and is a predicted model, not a curated record. Gene Ontology annotation, cellular component: extracellular matrix. Bases 287 to 6085 code for a protein of 1932 amino acids. Gene Ontology annotation, molecular function: metalloendopeptidase activity; zinc ion binding. NCBI's taxonomy places the organism in Eukaryota, Metazoa, Chordata, Actinopteri, Syngnathiformes, Syngnathidae. The transcript has 39 exons.